ACAAAUAAAAUAAGAAUGAAUGUAAAUUAGUUCUUUGGUUUAAACUGAAAAUGUUGACAAAAACGAUGGAAUUUGUGAACUUUUGACAAUCUUGGUGUACUUGGUGUACUGUAAGUCUUUUCGAUAGUUCAUUCCUCCUAGACCAUAUCUCCAGCUAUGUCAAAGACAGCUAAGCAACAUUUCUAUUGGUUUUCGAGACGUAUCUAUGUACGAUCGAUGUCCUAGUGUCGUAAAUAACUGUAAGUUUUAUGCAAAAAACCUGGGACCAGAAGCAUUUCAUCAAGUUCCCGAUAUUUUCAAAGCAAUCAAUAAAAAAAGCAUUAUGUUUUCUUCAGUAUUUCUUCCCUUAAUUCCCUAGUUAGAAACCUACAUCUGUAGGUGAAAGUCUUUUCAUAGGUCUUCUGUUGCGGAAAGCCUUUUGCAGAUCUUCUGUGUGUGGGAUUUCUAUGGAUAGAAUAUCAUCUUGCCUCCCCACAAAUGCUUGACUUUUUGCACAGUCUUGAAUCCUGAAAACAUUGAUAUUUUUAUAAAAUCAUAUCCGAAAAGAUAGACUAUAUUGGUCCAUUUGUUCCUUGACCUCUUUUACAUAGGCGCAAAUUUUGAAAGCACACAUUAUCGGAUAACUUUUUCUGGCGCUGUAUCGGGACCAUAAAAAAUUACAAAUCCGAGGACGCUUUGGUCGUACGCUCAGAACAGAAUAUGCUGACAAAAGAAGCAACCUAAAGAAAUACUCGCUGAGGUCAUCACAUCGCAUGUAAUAAGUGUGCAGUGAUAUAUGUCUUCCGUCGAGUUCCAUACUGAUUUGUAAUCUUCCUAACACACUUUAUAUUGGUUUUAUGUCAUGGAUGCCACACCGAAUGUAUAAAAUCAAACUAACGACAUACCUACAUAUAUACAUGCCAGCUCUUACCAUCACGUCCAUUUUUGAUUAGUUAUUUUUCCAAUUGUUGGCAUUCGAAGUGGUUAAUUAUAAAAAUAAUGCCACUGUUUAUUGUGCCAGGUCUAUUUGCAAAACCCACCAGGUGAAACUAGUUGCCAUUUCCGUAUCAACCAGCAGACAAUAGCCGAAGAGUUUUUGCUUAGAAACGUGUUUGCCAUAAUUGUGGAAGGCAAUGAGGAUCGACCAUUUACUCUUGCCAUGCUCCUUUGUCAACGAGUGGAAAAUGUGCGAUAAUCGAUGAGGAAAACCAGUCCUGCCAGAUUACGGUCCAAAAAAAAAACAAAAACAAACGGCAUGGCAUGGCAAGUACAAUGUGCUCUACUAGCAACGCUGUCAUUAUUUUUAGUGACAUCGGCAGCCAUAUUUGAACAUGACACAAAUAUUGAAUUAAAUGACGGAGCGAAAAACUUGCAUCAGCAUUUUAAAACACGUUCUAGAAGAAAGGCUCCUAAUCAAGAAAAACGAGAUAUAAGCUUGGCUUACUCUGCGACAAAUAUCAAUUCUAAGGAGGGUACACAUGUAAAAACUGUGACCGUAAUUAAAAACAUCGGAACCGACCGGAACACGGGAACAUUGCAGAUAAACCCGGACCUGCAUAAAAAUGAGGAAUGGACAAAGGCGUUUAAAGAGAAUUUUAGUGCUUACGGAGUAAUACCCGACGUCCCCGACGUUGAAGAUCUAUUCGAGUAUGUGAAUAAAAAACAUAGCGCCUCUGAAGCCAAGGAGCCAAGUAAAAGCGACACCAGUGGAAAGAAGCAAAAGGAAAGUGUGCAGCCGCAGAAAACAGAAAAACCCGUGCUCGAAGUAUCCUCCGAGGAAUUUGUUGAGAAAAUCGAGGGCGAUGCUGAACUUUUGCCAAAAGUGAACACAAGCAAGUUAAAGACUCGAGAGUCGCUAGUAAAUUUUAACUACUCCACACCUCGACAUGCGGUACAUCAGUAUUUCGAUAACUAUGUGCAACAGAUCCCCAACUCCAAUAUCGGCUAUAUUUACCCCAAGCCAUGUGUUCACGAGCAACCUGUCGGAAGUGAGGUAGUUGUUACGCCUUAUGGAAAGACGUAUAAUAUACCCAAAAAUAACAGUAAUGCAGAUGUUAAUCCAUAUUUAGCUCCUUCAGUGACGAGGAGGCCCCAGAUAACUCAACAAACCCCAAACCCCACCCCACGUAGGCAAACAAAUGCUCCAGUUUUUCCCAUAAACUCUUUAUUACCACCUUUGCAACAGCAGCAACCGGGUCUUUCAGUACAACAAUCGAAUACAUUGGCCACUCAACAACCUGUUCCGGUCACACCGCAACAACAAAAAUCGCAGGCAUCACUUCCGUCAACAAGUCAACGCCCUUAUGUGGCGCCCAAUUUACGAUCAGGGUUGAAUGCCGUCAGCCGCGGACCAGCAGCAGUCGCCACCCCAAUUGCUGGCCCUCAAGCAAAUCCUGUAUACCGUAUAAAUUCGUAUAAUACCAUAUUUAAAAAGCCAAGUACUGCGAGAUCUCGAGGCCUGAAAUAUUAGAUAUUACAAAUAAAGUUAAUGUAAAAAUCCUA
This is a messenger RNA of Musca domestica (house fly), 2481 nucleotides long. RefSeq lists its product as uncharacterized. The transcript has 2 exons. The coding region runs from base 1178 to 2449 and encodes 423 amino acids. Lineage: Eukaryota; Metazoa; Arthropoda; Insecta; Diptera; Muscidae. The record is from RefSeq and is a predicted model, not a curated record.